Molecule: messenger RNA, 999 nt
Organism: Chenopodium quinoa (quinoa)
Lineage: Eukaryota; Viridiplantae; Streptophyta; Magnoliopsida; Caryophyllales; Amaranthaceae
Product: calcineurin B-like protein 3
Exons: 8
Coding region: 334-966 (210 amino acids)
Biological process (GO): calcium-mediated signaling
Molecular function (GO): calcium ion binding; kinase binding
Source: RefSeq, a predicted model, not a curated record
CCUCUUUAUUAGCAAUAUUUACUGUAAUAAUUAGUAGCCCAUAAAGCCAAGUUUCUGACUUUCCAUAUAUUCUGUAUAUAUAUAUAAUUGCUGCAGAGACAACCUCCUUCUAAACAACUGUACCUUUGUAUCUGCUUCUUUUCCUUUGAAUACUUGAUGAGAAACCUCUGAGCCUUGUGUUACUACUUCCAACCAUCUCAUAAUCUUCUCAAAUAGACUGCACUACAAAUAGUCUAAUAGUUCACGCUAUCAAUUAGGCAUUUGUCCUCAGAACGGACAGAGUUUUUCUCAAUUUCGCAAUCUUCCUAGAGCAUUCAGCUAACAAAUAAACCAAUGGGUGGCUGUUGCAUGAAAGAGAGGAGCAGAAGGAAAGAUUCAGCUGUGUUGGCAGCUCAAACUUACUUUAGUGUGACUGAGGUGGAGAACUUAUACGAGUUAUUCAGAAGGUUGAGCAGUUCAAUCGUUGAUGACGGCUUCAUUAGCAAAGAAGCAUUCCAAGUUGGGUUAUUCAGAGACAGAAGAGAACAAAGUAUUUUCACUGACAGGAUGUUCCAUCAGUUUGAUUCAAAGCAUGAUGGGUUGAUAGAUUUUGAAGAGUUUGUCCAAGGUUUAAGCAUUUUCCAUCCAAAUGCACCGCAGACUGAAAAAGCUACCUUCACAUUUCAGCUAUACGACGUAUGGGAAACAGGUUACAUAGAGCCUGAGGAGGUAAGAGUGAUGAUUUUGGCUUUUCUAGACGAGUCUGCUUUGGUCCUUUCAGACGACAUCAUCCAAGGAAUAAUUGACAAGACAUUUGAAGAAGCAGAUUCUAAAGGUGAUGGGAAGAUUGAUCUGGAAGAAUGGGAGGGUUUUGUGGCUAGAACUCCUUCCAUACUGAAGAAUAUGACAAUUCCAUAUUUGAAGGACAUUACAACAGCAUUUCCAAGUUUUGUGCAGAGGAAUGAUACAGAAGAAAAAAUUUACUAAGAAUAUACAAAGAACAGUAUUUUCAUAUAUCUA